Messenger RNA from Vicia faba (fava bean), 282 nucleotides. The record is from the annotation of a GenBank genome assembly. NCBI's taxonomy places the organism in Eukaryota, Viridiplantae, Streptophyta, Magnoliopsida, Fabales, Fabaceae.
AUGGCUUGUGAUAUAUUGAGUAUUCCAAUAACCAUAUUGGCAUCUGAAUCUGCUUUUAGUAUUGGCUCUCGAGUUUUAAACAAGUAUAGAAGUUCAAUGAAAGAGGAAUUUGUUCAAGCUCUCAUGUGCACACGGAGUUGGUUAUAUGAUUUUGAAGAAUUUGAUAAUGAGAUUAACACUAAUCAAGAUGAUAAAAGUGGACAAGCAUCCAACACAUUUGAACGUGUGAAAGUCGUUGAAGAAAACUCAAGUGACGUUGUGAGUCGAGUUAGGACUAUUUGA